This is a messenger RNA of Plasmodium vinckei vinckei, 1020 nucleotides long. RefSeq names its product Yip1 protein, putative protein transport protein YIP1, putative. The record is from RefSeq and is a predicted model, not a curated record. Lineage: Eukaryota; Apicomplexa; Aconoidasida; Haemosporida; Plasmodiidae. Gene Ontology annotation, cellular component: trans-Golgi network; membrane. Gene Ontology annotation, biological process: endoplasmic reticulum to Golgi vesicle-mediated transport; vesicle fusion with Golgi apparatus. Bases 1 to 1020 code for a protein of 339 amino acids. The transcript has 6 exons.
AUGAAUUACUAUACUCAGAAAGUUACAAACAGGGCAAAUAAUAGAAACGAUAAUGAUGAAUUAAAUAAUAAUCAUGUUGAUAAUAAAGUAACUAAUCCAUUUAUAAAUAAAAAGAUAUACGAAAAUACUUAUCAAAAAUCGGAUAGUACAGUCCUGAAUGCCCCAUUUGAGGGCACUACUACCAAUUUUAGCAAUUUCAAUAGUCCCAAUAAUUUCAACAACCCCGGCAAUUUUAACAAUCCCAACAAUUUUAACAACCCUAACAAUUUUAACAACCCUAACAAUUUUAACAACCCUAACAAUUUUAACAACCCUAACAAUUUUAACAACCCCACCAAUUUCAACAAUCACAAUAAUAAUACAAUAGUUACUAGCCCAUUUAAUAAUAAACCAUUCUCGAAUAAUACUAUUAAUAAAAGUAAUAGUAGUUUUUUUGACAAUUUUAAUAAAUCAAAUACAAAUGUAACAGAAAAUAAAAAUGAAAAUGAUCAAGAUGAGGAAGAUGAAGAAGAACCUCCAUUACUUGAAGAGCUUGGGAUAAAUUUCGAUUUAAUCUCAAAACGAAUGAAAUCCGUUUUUACUUUUUAUAAAAUCGACCAUACCUUAUUUGAAAAUUCUGAUUUAACAGGCCCUUUACUUAUUAUUUUGUCUUUAGGGUUUAUUUUAUUAUUGGUAGGGAAGGCAUCAUUUAGUUAUAUUUAUUUAAUCGGAAUUGUUAGCAGUCUGAGUAUGUAUUUAUUGCUAAAUGUGAUGAGUCAAAACGCAACUUUAGAUCUAUAUUGCACAAUAAGCAUGCUUGGGUAUGCCUUACUCCCGUUAGUUAUUUUGUCAUUUAUUUCUAUUCUUAUUAAUUUAAGGUCAAAGAAAGGAUAUACUAUUUCAUUUUUUUGUAUAUUGUGGUCUGCCUUAACGGCAUCAAAAUUUUUUGAAGCAGCUCUCCGUAUGAAUAGUCAAAGAUAUUUAAUCGCAUAUCCUAUAUUUUUGUUAUAUUCAUGUUUUGCAUUAAUAAUAAUUUUUUAA